Thelazia callipaeda (thelaziosis nematode) is the source of this 1596-nucleotide messenger RNA. NCBI's taxonomy places the organism in Eukaryota, Metazoa, Nematoda, Chromadorea, Rhabditida, Thelaziidae. The record is from the annotation of a GenBank genome assembly.
AUUUGGUGCUAUUAUUCUCUAGAGAUGCCCGAUGAGGAAAUAUAUAGUUUAGAAUGGUGUAGAUGUAGACCUGUACCAGACAUACAUUUGGCACGAAUGGUGAGGAAUCGAGAACUUGGUAGCCGGAAAUCAGGAACGCAUUAUUUUUCUGGUGCUAGAGAGUUUUAUCAGUGCAUUCAUCCCAGUCAAAGUGUAUCAGGGAUUGACAGGAAAAAUUUGAUCAUUAAAAGGUUUUCACCGGAUGGAAAUAGUCUUAUUUGUUUUUCGCCAGAUGGCCACGAUUUGCACAUUCGUGAUUAUAUUGGAUUUACAAAUGCAUAUAACAAACAGCAUGCAACAAUGUUUGAAGAUGUUUUUCCUGAACGUUUUAUGGUAAAUCUGGUCAUUGAAGAAGAAGGAGCCGUAUUGAAUGAAGAGUUCAUUUUUUUUACGGAGGAUUCUCGAUAUUUGUUGGUUGCCGUUGAAUAUCCUACAUCAGAAAGUGUGUUGACAUGGAACGAUAUCUAUCAAAAUAGUGAAUCUAACCCCCCGGUUUCAUUUCAACGACUCAUUAAUUACAUUAUUUAUUCCAUUGACCUUAGGAAUGGUGAUAUAUGUGACAAGUAUUUCUUGAAUGCUGAUCGCCUAUGGAUAUCAUAUGGUGUAAAUUUGGUUGGACAUCUUCUUGCUAUUCUUUCAUAUCAGCACCAAACCCUUCAUUUCUUACAUAUAGACGAAAAUACUGGCUUCUUUAAUGUACUUGGCCGUGUAGGGAGAUAUUUGCUAGCUGAUGAUGAAGAUCUUGUAUUAGCGGCAGAGAAAAGUGGAAAUAGUCUUGCUGCAGAUGUUGUUCUUAGUGGUGUAAAGCAACGAAUCCUGUCAUACCUUUAUCAUCAUUGUUCAGAUUCAUCUGAAAGAUAUAAUUUUUUGAAUUAUUUCUCGCAGUUUCGGUCAUUGAGAAUGUGGCAGAUGCAGCUUAUAACUCCGGCUAUUGUUUUAAUUCGUUUCGUUCAUGAAGAAACAUUUAUUGCGACCUUAGGGACUGGAAAUUACCCAUUACUCCUAGUACUUAUGGAAUGGCAGACAGGAAUUAUAUUGGGUGUUUAUGAUCGUUACUCUACUGAUUUCCUAAAAUUGUUGCAAAACUGUCAAGAAGAAUUCAGAUAUCCGCAUGUUUACAACAAUCGUUUUCCUUGCACCAUUCAGCAUUGCCACGCAGCACUAAUGAUCUAUAACCGUAUGAAAGAUGCUCUCACAAAUACAAGUGGAGGAUCUGAUAAAGAAACCCGAAGACGCAUUAUAUGUGGAGUGCCUUAUUCAUUUACUUCUGUUCCCGUAGAAACACCAUAUUUGGAUCCGUCAAUGUUUCGCUUUGAUGAUUAUUUAACAGCAAUGGUUGAAAGGGCGAAAUUAAGCGAUAAUGAGGCAAUCAAUUUAAGAUUUUUCUCACGUAUAACAAAUCUACCUCUCUUCGAAAUGCAUCUCAAUGAAGGACGCGCUGUUCAACUUCUCUUUCAUCCAACUGAUCCGUUUGCAAUUUCAAUGGAUCGAACAUCAGAAUCCCAAACUAUUACCUUCCAUCUACCUCCUUAUGUCACACCUGAUGAUCCUUGCUAA